AUGAAGAACUGGUCCCGGCGCGGCGUCUGCCGGCCAUCGCCAGCUCGUCGAGUUGUCCGUUGGCGUCGCGGCCGGAAGGUACUGCAGUUGGCUGGUCACGCCUCGGUUGGCGGCCAGCCUCGCGAUGCUCCAUCUGCCCGACGGCUCGGAUGGUCGUCUGGACGAGCUCACCGGCCCGGCAAGACUGGCUUGGCGGGCGUGGCUGCGAGAAGCCGGAUUCUCCUACCGGUUGACGAGACGCGAGUGAGUCCCUCCUCUGGCCGGUGGAGCCGGUUCAUCCGACAAUUGUACCACUUUGCUUCUGCUCAAACUGGCCGACUUCCACGCGACAGUGGGCACAAAACAGUCUCUCAAUAG
Molecule: messenger RNA, 357 nt
Organism: Protopolystoma xenopodis
Lineage: Eukaryota; Metazoa; Platyhelminthes; Monogenea; Polystomatidea; Polystomatidae
Source: the annotation of a GenBank genome assembly